GGCGGCUGGGCCUUUUCAGCCCGCCGCCCCGCCUCUCCCGUCCGGCCGCCGCCACCGCCGCCUGGGGCUUGGUUGAGGCGGACGGUGGGGUCCAGCCGGAGUGUGGCGCCGCCUCUGCGCGCAGGGGGAAGCAGGCAGUCAGAAAAUGGGUAAGAAGAGUCGAGUAAAAACUCAGAAAUCAGGCACUGGUGCUACAGCGACUGUGUCCCCGAAGGAAAUCUUGAGCCUGACUAGUGAACUGUUGCAGAAAUGCAGUAGCCCAGCACCUGGCCCAGGAAAAGAAUGGGAAGAGUACGUGCAGAUCCGGGCUCUAGUUGAGAAGAUACGGAAAAAGCAAAAAGGUCUCUCUGUUACUUUUGAUGGAAAAAGAGAAGAUUAUUUUCCUGAUCUAAUGAAAUGGGCCUCAGAAAAUGGAGCUUCAGUUGAGGGAUUUGAAAUGGCUAACUUCAAAGAAGAGGGCUUUGGUUUAAGAGCAACAAGAGAUAUCAAGGCAGAAGAAUUAUUUUUAUGGGUUCCACGAAAAUUACUAAUGACUGUUGAAUCUGCUAAAAAUUCAGUGUUGGGGCCCUUAUAUUCUCAAGACCGAAUUCUUCAAGCCAUGGGAAAUAUCACACUGGCCUUUCAUCUGCUGUGUGAGCGCGCCACCCCUAACUCUUUCUGGCAGCCCUACAUUCAGACCCUCCCCAGUGAAUACGAUACCCCUCUCUACUUUGAAGAAGACGAAGUUCGGUAUCUUCAGUCGACACAAGCUGUACAUGAUGUCUUCAGCCAAUAUAAAAACACAGCUCGACAGUAUGCCUAUUUCUAUAAAGUCAUCCAGACCCACCCUCAUGCCAACAAACUGCCCCUGAAGGAUUCUUUCACUUAUGAGGACUACAGGUGGGCAGUCUCUUCUGUUAUGACGCGACAAAACCAGAUCCCCACAGAGGACGGCUCCCGGGUGACCCUGGCGCUGAUUCCCCUAUGGGACAUGUGCAACCACACCAGCGGACUGGUCACCACCGGCUACAACCUGGAGGACGACCGCUGUGAGUGUGUGGCUCUGCAGGACUUCAGGGCCGGCGAGCAGAUUUACAUUUUUUAUGGCACUCGGUCAAAUGCAGAGUUCGUGAUCCACAGUGGUUUUUUCUUUGACAAUAAUUCGCACGACAGAGUGAAAAUAAAGCUUGGAGUGAGUAAAAGCGACAGGCUGUACGCCAUGAAGGCCGAGGUCUUGGCUCGCGCUGGCAUCCCCACUUCCAGUGUCUUCGCGUUGCAUUUCACUGAGCCGCCCGUCUCCGCCCAGCUCCUGGCUUUCCUCCGGGUCUUCUGCAUGACCGAAGAAGAAUUGAAAGAACAUUUGCUGGGAGAAAAUGCUAUCGAUAGAAUCUUCACCUUGGGUAACUCUGAAUUUCCGGUUAGCUGGGACAAUGAAGUCAAACUUUGGACAUUUCUUGAAGACAGAGCAUCGCUUCUUUUAAAAACAUAUAAAACGACUAUUGAGGAAGAUAAGUCCUUCUUGAAAAACCACGACCUUUCCGUUCGUGCAACCAUGGCCAUCAAAUUGCGCCUGGGUGAAAAGGAGAUUCUGGAGAAAGCAGUCAAGGGUGCGGUUGUCAACCGAGAAUACUUCCGCAGACAGAUGGCGGAGAAGGCCCCGCUCCCCAGGUACGAAGAAAGUAACCUUGGGCUGCUGGAGAGCGGCGUGGCGGACUCGAGGCUGCCCCUCGUGCUGAGAACGCUGGAGGAGGAGGCCGGCCUGCAGGAGGCCCUCGCGGUCCCGGACUCGGCCACGGAAAACGGGCUCCUGAACGGUGGACGCUCUACCCCCAAUGGGAUCAGGUCAGGAGAGGAAAACUUGAAACAGGAAGAAAGUAACAGAGUGAUUGGAGAUGCCAAAGAAUCUUCAGACAGCGCUGGGGAGGCUAAGGAGUAGCUCUGAGAUGAAGCCCGAUCUGCUGGGAAAUUCACUUUAGCAAAAGUUUAUGAACAGUCCAUUUACAUCGCUGUGUUUCCUUGUUAACAUUUUUCUUUCUGCAGAGAGGAAGACAUGUUUUUGCUGCUUUAUAUAAAAAUGAUUUUUUUAAGUUAUUUAAAAAAUCUAGCUUCCCUUUUCGGUUAAGAUUGCCAUCUUGCUUCUAGGCAAAACAUACAAGUUCAACACCACCACCACCACCAGAGGGGGAAGAGCUGCCUUUGGAAGAUUUUGCAGUCCCAUUGUGGGCACAUGUGUUUUCUUCUGGGGAAGAAUUCAGUUGCUCUGUCAGCUGUGCUUUUGUUGGCCUGUCAUUUUGACGACCAGAAUUAAAGCUUGCUCUGCCUCCUGCCCACAAGAGUUGGUGGCAGGACUCUGGGAAUUCAGCGUGAAGGUGGGGAAGUUGCACAGCAGAAAAUGGGAUUGGGCUAGAAAACCUUAGAGUCCGGGCAAAAUAUUUUAUUUUUAGUUUUUCCCUUAAAAAAAAUAACACCCUAGUACCAAAAGAAAGUUAAGGUGGCAACCUUAUUUUUAAUAGUUUUAAAUAUUGAUGAUAAUCCUAAUUAUAUAAAUAUAUGUAUACACACAUAUACUUAGUGAUUUCUAAAGAUUUGUUUACAUUUUGUGUUUUAUUUUACUGUAUUAAGAACUUGUCCUUUCUCCUCAAAUCAAAGUAGAACACUGCAUCAUCCUCCUAAUUUUAAAUGUUGGCUCUAAUUUUAAAGUGGUGCAUUUGAUUUCCACCGUUGGUAACGCAGACUUUGAAAACAAACGUGUGACCCACAGCUUUACGUGGUGGUGUUCAAAGUGAGGGGCUUCCUGGCUUUUCUGGUUUUCACAACAAGCUAGAGAUUUUCAAAGCUACACUUUUGAUUAAAAACCCUUAUUAAAAGGAAAACGUGAUUAAUA
Choloepus didactylus (southern two-toed sloth) is the source of this 2863-nucleotide messenger RNA. It is a transcript of the gene SETD3, whose product is annotated as SET domain containing 3, actin histidine methyltransferase. Gene Ontology annotation, molecular function: protein-L-histidine N-tele-methyltransferase activity; transcription coactivator activity; histone H3K36 methyltransferase activity. Gene Ontology annotation, biological process: positive regulation of transcription by RNA polymerase II; peptidyl-lysine dimethylation; peptidyl-lysine trimethylation. Bases 146 to 1915 code for a protein of 589 amino acids. Lineage: Eukaryota; Metazoa; Chordata; Mammalia; Pilosa; Megalonychidae. The transcript is spliced from 13 exons. The record is from RefSeq and is a predicted model, not a curated record.